AGUUGUUGAAUUUUUAGUUAAAAACUUCAUCGAUAAAAAAAAAGGUCUUACACCUGGAGAAGUAGCCUUGCUUGCAAACCUACUAAGUUACCAUCAACAAGAUUCCAAAGUGCAGGAUCUGCAACAGGCUUUGGAAGAAGCAUGGGGUGGUGAUGACUACAAUUACACCCUGUUGCUCUCAAGUGGAUAUGAAAGGGUGUCAGAUCAUAUUUUGGUUGACUUUUCUUGGCAGGGCAGCCAUUUCUUCCGUGACCAUGGAUCUGUUCACUACUGUGAGCUGAUAUCAUACUGGAUACUAGAAGGAUAUCUUAGUCCUUUUAACAGUCUUGAGGAGGCUUAUGAGGAGGGGCACCGCGUUUUGAUGCAGCUUAUGUACUGUCAAAUGCUGAAAGAAGUAAGUGAUGAUUUCCUCCAAAUGGUCAGCGGAACUGUACUUAUUAACUAUCAUCGUCAGGGAUAUGGUGGAAUAGCUAAUCUGGGGUUUGCUAAUGUUCUUGUGAAUAGUAAUUAUUGUCAUGGUAUUGGAAAAGUCACUUUGAUGGAUGGUGUGAUCAGAACACUUGUCAAUCAUAAAAAAGUGCAGCCAUUAAAAGUACUUUUACUUGACGGGAGUGGUCUCAGCGGGCAAGAUCUGAAUAGUCUCCUACUGAACAAUCAGGAGCUGCAAAUUCUGGGUCUUUUCAGCCUCAGAAUUACAUCAUUGCCAUUUGCCUCGUUGCUUCUGCGACUUGAAAAAACUGAACAUUCUUGUGCUCAGGGACUGUGAUUUCUUAGAAAAGAUUGAUGAAAUUGCAGAGCUAAUGACAUUAACUGUCCUUGAAGUAUCUGGUUCUUGCUUGAUAGAAAGUAUACCAGAUAACUUUUUUCAGCAAAUGACCCAACUUCGUUCCCUCCACUUCUCUGACCUUCAGAUUCAAGUCUUGCCUAAAUCUUUUUAUGACCUUACAGAACUCCGCUGGCUUAUUCUAAAGGGCUUGUCUCAUUUGACAGAGUUGAAGAGUCUGAAGAAAUGUCAAAAACUUAUGGUUGUUGAUCUUUCUGGUGCUGCCUCCUUGCCAACUUUUCCAGAAAAGAACUUGAAAUCAUUGCCGAAACUUCAAACUUUAAAUCUUUCAAACACCAAGAUCAAAUCCUUGCCUAUUCUUCAUGAAACCAAGGAGCUUACUCAUCUAUCAGUUAGUGGUUGUCGCAACAUGGAUAGACUGCCCAGCAUUCGGUCUCUAACUAAUCUGCAAGUUCUCGAUGUUUCAUGGUCAGCGAUAAUGGAUUCCCAGGACAAGUCAUUCGAAAUUAAUAGCAGUCUGAAGAUCCUUGACUUAUCUGGAACUGCGAUUCCUUGGGUACCUUUUAACAUCAGCAAACCUUGUGCCUGUAAUCUUGUCAAAAUCGAAGCAAAGUUCUUUGAUUGUUUAGAAAAACUUCGAGUUCUCAACCUGUCAAAAACAAAAGUCAAAGAUCUGCCAUGCCUUUCUCCUCUCAAAAACCUCCAUCAGCUGUUACUUUCAGGUUGUCUGAAUCUGGAGAAGUUGCCGAGCUUGGCUUCGAGAAAGCUGGAAGAGCUUGAUCUAUCGAACUGCCAAGCUUUGACCAUGAUAGAAGAUGUAUCUUUUCAGCAUCUACCUCGCCUUCGGCGACUUAUCCUCUCCAAUGCUGAGAUUGAACGCUUACCAGACCUCAACUCCCUGUCAAAUCUUGAGGAGCUAAAUUUGAGUGGUGUUAUAUCAAUUGAAAGAGUUGAUUUCAUUGAGCAUAUGAGUAAACUUCAGCAUCUAAACCUCUCUGAGACCUUACUUGAACAGCUACCCAGCUUAUCAAAUCUCAAAGGCCUUAAGCAUCUGUUUUUAAGGGCCUGUCAACAACUAGAGGCUCUUCCCCCCUUAGAAGUACAUCACAACCUUGAGACUCUUGAUCUUUCACAAACAGCAAUAACGCAAUUGCCAUUCUUAGGCAAUUUGAGCAACCUGCGCACUCUUUUGCUUAAUGACUGUCCAAGCUUGGAAGACUUUGAAAACCUCGAGAUGCUUCACAUAUCUCAAGUAGAAAAUCUCCCUUGUGGAAUCUCAAAUUUGACUCAGCUGCAGUGUCUUGCUUUGCCCAGUAAAAAGAAAAAUAUUCAAGCUGCUGAUAGCAACAAGGUAACUGGCUGGCACCAAAAGCCGAGUGAAUUACAUUGGUCAUUUUCGAUUGUUGAUGGAAUGGUAUCAAAUACUGGCAGAGCUUUAAUAUCGUAUAAUGAUUCACUAUUUGUUGAAUUCCUGGGCAGCAAUCCUUCUUUAUUGGAUACUACCUCAAAUCAUUUACUUAUCUCUGUUCAUCCUAUUGAGGUGCAAAAUGGAGCAGAAGACUUGGUUCUCUGUUUAAUAAAGAGUUACAGUUUUCUGCAACAUUAAGUUCUCACCUUCCAAAACGGCCAAAACCAGCUAUGAAUGCCCAUUCCUAGCGUCUCCGUUUACUCUGUUUUCUUUUCAAUAUUUGCUCCUACUCUUCAUUUGUAAUAGUUCCUCCAUCUUCCUUAGGCAAUCGAUUGCUCAUACUUCACACGCCUUUGAUCAUCUGAUGGAUCUGGAAUAUCGCUUGUGAUGGUCCCCACUGAAUCCGUAAUUUUUGCUC
Coffea arabica (coffee) is the source of this 2610-nucleotide messenger RNA. Its product is annotated as putative disease resistance protein At4g19050. The record is from RefSeq and is a predicted model, not a curated record. Gene Ontology annotation, molecular function: protein binding. NCBI's taxonomy places the organism in Eukaryota, Viridiplantae, Streptophyta, Magnoliopsida, Gentianales, Rubiaceae.